Molecule: messenger RNA, 2451 nt
Organism: Plasmopara halstedii
Lineage: Eukaryota; Oomycota; Peronosporomycetes; Peronosporales; Peronosporaceae
Product: th1 family protein
Exons: 5
Coding region: 1-2451 (816 amino acids)
Biological process (GO): negative regulation of transcription elongation by RNA polymerase II
Cellular component (GO): NELF complex; nucleus
Molecular function (GO): RNA binding; protein binding
Source: RefSeq, a predicted model, not a curated record
AUGACGGGUGUCUGGAGCGCCCACGUGACUAAGGAAGGACGAACGUACUACUACAAUCGUAAUACAAAACAAAGUGCAUGGGAAAAACCUGCUGAAUUUGAUGGUGAAGAACCAUGUAAUAGUGGGAGUACACUCUCGUCGAAAAAAGCUGAAUGGGAAGAACUUUGGGAUCCAAAGAAUGAACGUGCUUACUAUUAUAAUCGUACAACUCGUAAAACUCAGUGGCAACGACCGGAAGGUGUAGAGAUUAAACCACAUAAUGCACCAAUCGAGAAACACAAGCAUCAUAAGAGUAAGAAGAAUGAGCAGAUGAUGAAAGAAGAAGGUCAUUUGAGUGAAACUUUGACUCCAAGUCUUGAGACUAGUACAUUGAAACAAGAAGAAAAACAAGAUGAGAGUAUGAUUUUGAGUAAAAAGAAAAAGAAAAAACAUAAACGAGAGAAAGUCGAACAUGUGGAGGUUGAGAAUCAAGCAAAGCGACGUCGUCAAGAUGAAAAGAGAUUGAUAAUCUGGGAUGAUGAAAACCAAGAGACGGAGGUAGUGAAGAAUAUUGAAGAAAAAGAUACAGAAGAUGGUAAAGAAGCAACGAAAUUAUUACAAGAACUUUCGAAAACGGAUGCAAUUAUGGAAUCGAAUGUAUUAGCAGUGAUUAAUGGAUUUUUAAGAGCUCAUACCGAGUCGAAUGGACCUGAACUUUUGGUGGAAAAACUAUCAUCAUCGUAUCGUGGACAUGCACAGAUGAUUGGUCUUGUAGCUUCGUGGUUGGAUCUCUUGCCUGUAUCAACGACAGUGCUUGAAAAGAAAAUGACGUUUGAUGUGAAUGAAGGAGCUGUGAUUGCAAAUAAAGGAGCGUCGUGGGAUCCUGCUGAAGAAAUUUUGUAUCGACAUAUUAAAGACAUUGUGAACGAAAAUUACGAUCCGAAACUUGUGUCAAAUGUAUUAAGUGGAUCAACGAUGGAGCCACAAUGGCUCACUCAGAUGCUGAGCGACCGAAAGUGGCGAUUAAUGUUAAUUGAGCUAGCAGAAACACACAAGACAUGCACGUUGUUACAGUAUGCAAUUCGACGGAUCUCAGAAGCAGGUCAUCAUAAGGAAAUCGCAUCAAUCACGAGUGCAAACGCUUUUUUUCCAGUAUUUAAUGGUGUUUUGGUGGACGCUUUUAGCCGAAUACCUUUUGCUACAGAAGAAGAAGUAGUAGAAGAUUUAGCAGCUUUAAAGAAGGUUUGCUGUCAAUCUUCACACUCAUACCUUUACGCUCAGGAAUUACUCUGUUCGAUGGAUGACAAGUUAUAUUCAAUUCAAAAAGAUAUGAAAGCUACUAGCAACGAGUAUACACACAUCCGUAUGGUACGUUCGAAGCUCAAUCGAGUUCAUAGUGAGCUUCAGGAGACUGCUAGUGGUCGAUUUGGUGCAAAGAUCGUUCCAUAUCACAUCUUACGUCGUCGGUAUAUUUAUGACAAAAAUUCCGAGUUUUGUGACGCAAUCUUGUCAAUAAUCAAGACGAAAAAGUGUUCCGAAUUAAGUGCACAAGCAUUGGCUAAGGAGUAUCAAAUGUCCAAAGAUCCACCUCCAGUAGCUCAUCUACGAGAUACAAUGGUACUGUCGAGUUUAUUGGAUCGUUUGUUUAAUCCAUCGGACUUGAUUACAUCGGCAUUUAUACAAAAUUGCGUCUUCCUUUUGGCUUAUGCUGCUUCAACGAAAGAUGAACGAAGUUUAUUGCAAACAGGAGUUGAAGGUUCUUCGAAACAGGUUCAAGUUGAUAAUGAAAGUGUUGAGACUACAAAGAAAGCGUUAAUUGAAGCUUCAGCAAUAUGCAAGUCGGAUCACACACUGGGGUAUAAUAUGAAUCAAUCAGGCGUAGUGGAUAAACUCAUUUCGGUCAUGUCUGUUCCCGUUGUGUCAAUGGGUGUGCUGCAUUGGCUUGAAGUGAUUCUCACAUCACCAGGAUUUUUUAGUAGCACACCUUUGCACAUUUGCUUUCCUAGUCUACUUCGGAUAUUAAAGGAAUCGAUUAAGCUUCACAGUGCACAAUGGCCAAUUGCAUUUGGUGUGCUAGUAACAUCAUUACGAUUACAUCCUGAUAUUAAUCCAGUCAAAGCAUUGGAAUUGAAACGAGAGACACUUGGAUGUAUGGUGUUUAUGAUAACAAAUGGUUACGUGUUGCCUGUUCUGGAGUUUAUCUUUACAAAUACGUUGGAGUUAGAUCAAGCAUUACUUCGGAAUUUUAUUACCAUGUUGUUUGUGCGUAUUGCACCACCAUAUUCUCAAAAAUUUGCUUUGGCUUUGACACGAAUUUUGACACAUCCAAAGGUACAGACUGCCAUUAAGACUUGUCCACGUGAGAGCAAGAUGAAAUUGCAAGGAUUUGUGACGUAUUGUGCCAAGAAUUCAAACGUUUUGUCGUCAGAUCAAUUACAAUCGCUGAUUAUUAUGCAAGAAGGAAAGGAUUAA